CUGCUCUCUCAAGCUGCUGCCAUGGCAACCGUGUAUGACUGGCACAAAACAGACUGCAGUGUCUGAGCUCAGGGCGAACCUGAAGAGCCCAAAAACACUCCUGGGCAGAUAAAGAGUUGAGAUAUGGAGACACCAGGACGACCAGAGACCGUGAGGCUCACGAUGCAGAGCAGGGAAUACAAAUUCCUGCCUUCCUCCAGAAACAAAUAUCUGCAAGAGAAAUGGAAGAAGGCAUAUGAUGUACACAGGGGAAAGGUUAAGUCAAUGAAACCAACAAUAUGCAUAAACCCACCGAAGAAUUUUGAUCACCUGACUCUAAGUCUGAAGAACAAACAGCACCAAGAGGCCGUGAAGAUUCAGAGAGAAAACGAUAGGCUCAAGAAGAAAAUAUCUGACAUUAUGGCAACACCUGGAAGAGGUGACAACAGGAAUGACUAUGAAAAGAAAAGCCUCCACAAAGAGAAGCGACAGCGAGAGUUGAUCUCUAUUAGCAAGCAGAAUCAAAUGAUCCAGUUCCGUCUGAGCCAGUGCAAACCUCACUGUAGUGCGAGGAAAUGGCAUGAAGACUGGCUCAACACCCUCAAGCUGAGGGACAGAAUCGGACAUUACCCACGAGGAAGCGCAAAACAGCAAAAGGAACAAGACAAUGGGAAAGUAGAUUCUAAGGAAAAGUAAAAGAGGAAAGAAACCAACAACACAGAGGAUACAGGAAGAAAGACACGCAACAAGUCGGCAACACAAUUUGCCUCGAAACCAAAUGUACCUGAGGAAUCCAUCUCACCAGACACACCUGUGAAUCGUAGUCUUUCUGACUCCAAUUAAAGUCUGACAGAUAAACACCCUCAUUGUUCUGAUGAAAUGUCCUGAUGUGUCUAAAAUGUCCAGCACUCCAUACACACAGAAAAAAAUGCAAAAGGAGCACACAAACGAAGUGGGAUUGUUCCCUGUUGCAACAGCAAACAGUGGUAGAAGAAGCAUUCAGAUCCUUUAUUUUAGCAUCUUUAAAUUAAUAAUACUGAAGCAUCAGGACAUCAGCAGCCUUAUAUACAGAGACACCAGAAAAAUGGUAAGAAUAUUAAUCUAAAUCUAUUUUAAAGCUUGAGUAUACAUUGUGUAAAGUCUUUAUCUUACAAGUCAGUAGUUGCUCAACAGUAAAGUAAAAAGUAUAACAUUUUCCUCUGAAAUGUAUGGAAGUGGAAGUAUGAAAGUGCAUAAAACGGAAAUACACAAGUAAAAUGCCAGUUCCUCAAAGUAUAUUUACAUACAAUACUUGUUUUAACUUUUUGAUUUGUUCGUUUGAAAACAAUAAAUAAAUAAAGUGGCUGAAUCGCUACACAGAUGUUUUUAUUUUUUCUGAAGUUAUUUUGCCUGCUCGCAGCCUUAGAUCCUCAGGUGGAUCCUUCUGGUCGAUCCAAAGUCGAAGCUUAAAUCUAAAGGUGAACGAGCAUUCUCCAUCAGGACCUCGACUUUGGAACGACCUGACUGAGGAGAUAAGGCCUGCAGAAUCAGUAACUUCUUUUAAAUCACUUCUUAACACCCACUUUUCUCAACUUGCUUUUAAGUGAGGUUUACGUUUAGUUUUAAUUAGGGUCCGAGCACCAUGAAGUGGUGCGAGGAACCUAUUGAAACCCAUGGAAUUUUUUUUUUUUCAUGGGCCGGGAAAUCGGCAUUUUUGAUGCCCUAAACAUAUACGAAAACGCAUGAAAAUCACCACACACACCAGGACCGGCGAAAAAUUUGAUAUUUUAGGGGAAUGGCACGUGUGCGUGCCAAAAUGGCUCAAUAGCACCCCCUAGAAAACUAAAAAAAUUCAGCUCCCGGGCUGCGUUUCACCUGGAGGUACGAAAUUCGGUACACAUAUGUAACUCGCACAAAAAAGCCUCUUGCAUCAUUACCCAUAAUCCAACAGGAAGUCGGCCAUUUUGAUUUAUAAGUCAUAUUUUAGACAAUUUUGUGUCAUUUUUGGACAUUUUCCAAAAGGUAUUAACUCAAACAGCGUAACCACGAGAGAGCUCAAAUUUGGUAAGGAUGGACACCAGUCAUGGGUGAUCAAAGGUUAUCAAAAUGCUCCACAAAAGUCUGAGGGCGUGGCCAUAGUGACCAGCGGAAUGCGGCCAUUUUGGAUGUCUCGCCAUGAAACAGGAAGUGCUGUCAAACUAGCCUUUACAUGCUCCAGUCUGCUUCAAACUUUACAUGUGUGAUCAGAGUCCAGCCCUGAUGAGUUCCAUAGACCAAUAUACAGUGAAAGUGAUAGCGCCACCUGGCGGCCAUUUUGAAUGUCUGUUAAGAAUAAAGGGAGUAAAAGGGAACAUCUUGUAUUGUAUUGUGACUGAUGCCCCCCUGGCGGCCACAAAAUUAUUGACCGGUGAAGAUUUAUACAGUCCCUGAAUCUGCAAAACACUAGUUGCCGUGUUUGAGUUGUGUGCUAAUCUAGCGACUUAUUCAUUUAAUGUACUGUCAUUUUUACUAUUUAUUUUUCAUUGACUGCUCUGACUUGUCUCCUAUAGCUUGUUUAAUUGUCUCUGUGUUUGCAUGUUCUAACUGUCAAAGUACUUUGUGAACGCUGUUCAUAAGGGUGCUAUAUAAAUAAAAUUAUUAUUAUUAU
Molecule: messenger RNA, 2605 nt
Organism: Amphiprion ocellaris (clown anemonefish)
Lineage: Eukaryota; Metazoa; Chordata; Actinopteri; Pomacentridae
Gene: cfap97d2
Product: CFAP97 domain containing 2
Exons: 6
Coding region: 124-675 (183 amino acids)
Source: RefSeq, a predicted model, not a curated record